AUGUCGCCGCCGACGACUAUCCAUCGGCUUCUCCCGGCGCUACCCGGUCCCCGUUUUGUCCGCCGCCGCGCGGCUCGCCGGCGUCAGCCCGGGUGCAGCUCCGCCGCCGCGCGGCUCGCCGGAGUCAGCCCGCGCGCAGCUCCGCCGCCGCGCGGCUCGCCGGAGUCAGCCCGGGCGCAGCUCCGCCGCCUCCUUCCUCCUUGCUUGCUGCGGCCCCGCCUCUCCUCCCCUCAGACCCGAAUCGUGUCAGCGCUGCCGUUGAUUUCUUCUGGCCACUCGCGGCUGUCCCCUACCUCCUGUUUCAAGCCGCGUCGAGUUCUCCAUCCCACAUCCCGGUGCCCCAUCGUCUCUGACACAGCCAGGGAACCACCGCCUGGUUUCUGCUGCUGUCCCUCGCGCCCUGGUGUCUCUCCACGACCAGACAAUUCCUACCAGCACCUCGUCAAGCUCUGCCCCAGGCAGAAGCACCAGCUUUCUAGCCGAACGCGGUUUUCCAAAUCCCUUGCCAAGGAAGAGCCUCAUGGUGCUGCAGCACGGACCAGAGGAUUUGGAGAGGGCAACCGCCUGGUGCUGCACAGGCAGUAUAGGCAUGUUCAGAAGAAAAGCUCAAUCAAUGGUGGAAGGAAGUGCAAGUGCCUGCAGCGCGGGAAUCUCUGCCCGCCCGCUGUUACAUGUAUCUUAGCCAAACAUGCGGGUCGUUUCUUCACUUCUCUGGUUGAAAUUGAUAUUGUAGCUGGCUCGGAUGCAUCAACAAUGAAGCUGCGGAGACUAUACUGUAGAUGUGGUGAUGGUCAGAAGAUAAUACCAAGACGUCAUGUGAUUAUGGAGUAA
Molecule: messenger RNA, 831 nt
Organism: Lolium rigidum
Lineage: Eukaryota; Viridiplantae; Streptophyta; Magnoliopsida; Poales; Poaceae
Exons: 3
Coding region: 1-831 (276 amino acids)
Source: RefSeq, a predicted model, not a curated record